UGCGGCGUAGAGAGAAGUCUCGUGGGUGACGUGGGUCGCGGGGCGUUCGUUCAGUUCUUCAGUGUUGUAUCGGCCCCGCUGAAAAGGUGUGCGUCCAUCGCGUGACGAUCGAGUGAUCUUUUUUUUCGUUCUUUUGCAAAAAAAACCAGCUCUUUUGGCUGGGCGUUCCGAGAAUUAACAAAAAAAACUUCAAAUAGUCAUAGAGUCGGGGAUAAAGGUGUUUAACAUUAAUAUUUCCGAAAUUUGACGUGUGGAAAGUUCGUUAACAAAAGGCAGCGUUGAUGAUUGGGAUUCCGCGUGACGACCGGCACAAAAUCACGGUUAAGAUCCGUAACAACAUGAAGAGAAGCUCCAGUCGUGAUACUCCACCGCCUCGCGUCAAGAGAACGAGAUCUUCGAUGGGGCGAUACGACGAGUCGAGCGACGAGCGAAUAACUCCUGAGAGAAUGAGGCGUCGCAGCAGAGGAGCCCGGAGCCCGAGUUUGCCGCCCCGAGGAUCGUCACACGCUCGUUACGUGGAGACAAAUUCCCACCGGGAAGAUUACCUGCGCGCAGCAUCGCGGGAGUUGCCGCCGGAGCGCGGGUACAGCUACAAAGUAUUGUGCGUGAGUUCGAUACACUCGAAAGCGAGCGACGAGAUAAUAAAGGAAACGAUUUACCGAGAGUACAAGAAAUUCGGUGACUUCUCGAUAAAGAUAUCGCACGAGCUGGACGAGAGAGUGGCCUUCGUUUGUUUUAGAAAUUCUGAGGACGCGCGCGACGCGAAACACGCUAAGCCGAGAAUAAUGAUGUACGAUAAGGUAGCGAUCGUGGAGCCGGUGUACGAGCGGCCGGAGACUUACAGGAGGCCGAGGUCGAUGACGCCGCCGGAGUACGAUCGUUACUACGCGAGGUCGCCGGGUCCGGCGGAGCGACACCGGCCGAUCGAGCGUUACGAGAGAGUGUACGGGCCACCGGUUGGUCUACCGCCGCACCGGGAGCUCCGGAGGGAGGCGAUUCCGCCGCCGCACCACGAGUUCGUCCGGCCACCGAUGCACCACGGGCCUCCGCACCCGCACCACCCCGGAGGAGGGCCGCCGCAUCAUUACGGAGGGGGUCCCCCGCGUCACAUGAUGAUAAGGCACCCGGUGCACGGUUUCGAGAGGAUCGAGAACAAGAAGGACAAGUUCCCGAACUACCUUCACCACGUGCAGCCGGAGGACGAUCCCCUGGCGACGAGGACUCUGUUCGCGGGGAACCUCGAGAUCAACAUAACCGAGGAGGAGCUUCGCCGCAUAUUCUCAAAGUACGGGAUCGUCGACGACAUCGACAUAAAGCGGCCCCCGCCCGGGACCGGGAACGCCUACGCUUUCGUUCGCUUCAACACCCUCGACAUGGCCCACCGCUGCAAAGUGGAGCUCUCGGGUCAGUACAUCGGUAAAUUCCAGUGCAAAAUCGGCUACGGGAAGGCGACACCGACCACGAAGAUUUGGGUCGGAGGCCUCGGACCGUGGACCUCGAUACCGCAGCUCGAGCGGGAGUUCGAUCGGUUCGGUGCCAUAAAGAAGAUCGAUUACGUCAAAGGGGAGAGCUACGCUUACAUUUUGUACGAUUCCAUCGACGCGGCGCAGGCCGCGGUCAAAGAAAUGCGGGGUUUCCCCCUCGGCGGCCCGGACCGGAGGCUCCGAGUCGAUUUCGCCGACGUCACGCAGACGACCGGCUACAAGCCACGGGCUUAUCCCCCCGAGGACGGUCCUGCCGGUGAAUUCCGUCAGAGGCCGCCCCAGCUCGACUACGACGCCUCUCCCUACGACGGCUAUCCCCCCGAGCCGGAGUUCUCGUACGGGCCCAGAACCGGUGGCAGCAGCGGCGGCGGGGGUUUCCGGGGCCGAGGCAGCUCCGGGGCCUCGUGGCACGAGCGGCGAGGCGGCGGCGGCGGUGGCGGGGCUUCCCGAGGCGGAGCUACGUCCAGCGGCUACCGCGGGGCUUACCCGGAGCCCGGAGCUUACCCGCGGGACGAUCCUGAGUGGCCGUCCCGCAGGCCCCCACCGGAGAUCGAGUACGAGCCCCCGCGCGGGAUCCGGCGUUCCCUCUCCCGGGAGCCCGGCGUCGACCGCUCCAGGUCUCGCUCCCCCCGGCGACGGGCUCACCUCGACUCGGACUCGGACUCCGAAACCGCGAGGACCGGGAUGCUCUCGAGCUCCCGGACCCUCGCCGAGGUCGCGAGGAAGUCCAUCGCCGUCUGGCAAGGCGCGCUCAUACUCAAAAACUCCCUCUUCCCGGCCAAGUUCCACCUCACCGACGGCGACACCGACAUCAUCGAGGCCCUCAUGAAGGACGAGGAGGGCAAACACAUGCUCCGCAUCACCCAGAGACUCCGACUCGACCAGCCCAAGCUCGACGACGUUUCCAAGCGCAUCCAGACCUCCAGCUCCCACGCCAUCUUCCUCGGGCUCGCCGGAUCCAGCGCCGCCAUCACCAACGACGAUGCCAACGUCCAGACCCGACCUCUCAGGAACUUGGUCUCUUAUCUCAAACAAAAAGAAGCCGCCGGCGUCAUCUCCCUCCUCAACAAAGACACCGAGGGCACCGGAGUCCUCUACGCUUUUCCGCCCUGCGCCUUCUCCACGGAGCUCCUCAAGCGCACGUGUCCGAGUCUCAGCGAGGAAGGCCUCAAGGAGGAUCAUCUCGUUAUCGUCGUCGUCAAGGGCGGUAGCGCUUAAAGCCUCCCACGAACCUCCUUCCUCGUUCGCUCCUCGCUUUCGUCAUCCUCCCAACGAGCCUCCUCGCUCUGCUUUUCCUUUUCCUUUUCCUUUACCUUUUUUUUUACUCCCUCGUGACCAAUAUGUUUUUUACAAUAUUCAAAUCGUUCCGCUCCAUUUUUUUUUACUCUGGCAUCGAUGCCGAAAUUACAGUCGCGGAUCGAAUUACAUUUUAUAACGAGAAACGCCCGGCUAAACUUUCUCGAAAUGUCUUAAAACGAGCUCGUAUUCAACAAAGCCCCCCGACACUUUCGUAAUCUCUCGACGAAACUAAAUAACCUCCAACUUUUUUAUUUACACUUGAAUCAUCUUCAAACCACUCGAGUCGACUAAAAACUUAAAAAUCAUCGGAAAAGCCUAGCGAGAAAUAGUGAGAACGAAUAAUCCAGAAUCCUCUUUAAAUACGUGGUGAAAAAAAGAACUUUCGUGCCGGGGGUGGGGGAUGGAAAAAAGCAUGAAAAAAUUAACGUUGUCCAGUUACAAAAGCGAGAGCAAAGCCUAAAUUUAGUUACUGAAAAAUGAAAUUUGUAUUAUUCCUCAUACAUGUAUAUAUAUACAUACAUAUAUAUAUAUAUAUAUAAAUAACAGGUGAAUAUUUCCUUUGGUGUACUAAUGCACUAAAAGAAAUAUGUAGAUUCUCGUGUGUCGUAAGUUUUCAAAAGUAAGUGCUUGUGUCGUAAAAGUUAUCGAAAAAUUGUGAGAGUUUUCAAGGAGUGCGAAGUAAACAAAAACGAGAGAAAGAAAGAGAGAGAGAGAGAGAGAGAAAAAAAAAGAGAAAGAAAGGCAAAAAAAAAGGAAGAAAAAUUGGUGCGCUCUGGUGAUGGCCCGAUUGACAAAGAAAAGUUAAAAUCGUGAGUGUAGGUCGAGAAAGAUGAAAACAAAUCGACUCUUUCCACGCGAAUCAAUGUUAGUUCGUUGUUUUUUUCUAACGUAACGGUUGAGUGAACAGUGGAAUCGAUUUGUUUCGUUGCUCUUCUCCACAUAUAUAAUAUAUAUAUAUAUAAACAUAUAUAUUUUUUUUCUAAGGAUAAAAUUUAAGUGACUAGUGAACUAGUAUGAUUUUUUUUUAGCGUUUAAAGUUAUGUGAUUAGUGAACUUUUAGUUGUUAUCGUAAAGGGGCUGAUGAUCGAGGGGAGGAAAUAAUGAAGGACGAGAUUGCGAAGGUGGACGAUGUCGAUUUAUUUCGAAUGGGAAAUAAUAAACAGGGGUGAACGCUUUUGAGGAAUCUGUGAAGACGCGCUGCUCUCGGGAAAAGAAGAGAGGUUAUGUCGCGGCCAAGUGCGGAAGCUCUGUGAAAAUAUACUUGCAUUAAAUAAUUCUCGAGGGAAAAGAUAACGAAUAUAAUGUGUACAGUGAUGUAUUAAAACAGUGUCGGUGUUCUCGUCAACGGGUGGAAGAUCGGAAGCUCUCGAGCACACGCGAAAAGUGGGAUCUUCGAUUUUUUUAAUUAAAAAUCAUGUUGAAAAUGAUGAGGAAUUUGAUAACAGAUGAGAUGCUUUCGGAAAAAUAAGGUUAUCCGAGGGUCGGAGUGCGAUAAACUGUUCCGAUCUACCCCCGUCGACGAACCAAGGUGCAGUGGAACAAAGUGUACUACUAAAGCCCACGUGUUUGAGAAAAACAAAUAUAACGAAAUUGAUGCGACUGACGCAGCGAAAAAAACAAGAAAAAUCGAUUGGGUUAUAAUUUUCACACUCGUCCACAUGUAUACACGAAAUAAUACGAGAUUAAUUAUCGAGUUUAAAGUUUGAUGGUUCCGACAACUCGCGGGGUUGACGAAACGACAGCAUGCGUGAUUUGUGACUUAAAAUGCUCUAAAUAAUGCUCUUUCUCACGAAUCCCUUGGGGAAUAAGGAAAAUAUAAGUUGCGCACUCGAAAGCUCACGUCUCCGUGGUUUUACAACGGUUGCAAGUUCCUCGCUAAAGUUUUUCGUUCUUUCGUCACGUUUUUGCAAUUAUUUCGUCCAGUGCAGUUGCCUGUGAAGCGAGAGAACUAAGGAAAUAAUUGUGCUCUGUGAGUUUGUUCCGGAACGGCGACGAGAUGCAUUCCAGAUUGUUGGUUAAUUGUUUUUUUGACGUGGCUAAUCGGUUGGUUACAUUCAAAAUUGCGGUUUUGCGUUGAGUUCUCUUGUGCACUGUGAUCAAGUCGGUGUGAUUCGUGUUUUUUAAAUAUUUCUAUAUUUCAUCCGAUUUUUGACACUUCCGGUGAGGAAAAAACGCUCACGAGUUUUUGUUUGUGAUUUAAAAAUGAAAGUAACGAAGAUAAUUUUGAUCGAACGGAAUUUUUUGACGCUUUUUCACUCGAUCUCGACGCUCCUCCGCGAGUUUUUUCACACUCUGUUGACUCCAAGUUGAUCUGGCAGCCUUCGAAGCCCCUUCAAAAUUCCGAAAAUCGAAGUGGCACUAUUCUGUGGUCGUACGUACGUUUCUCUUCCUCCACUCCGGAAGGUUAGCUGCGGCUCUUGUGCGGUGGUAAGUUCCGAAAAACAUUCCCGAAAGUUCUGUUACAGGAUCGCUCCCGGAGUCCGUGACUGCAACCACUCCGACUACUGCGACUCAUCGCCGAGCCACUGAAAUCGCGAGUUCUUCGCUACCGGACGGCGAACAAACAAACAGCAACAACGGAACAUGGCUGAGCGUUGAGGCCAUUUUGUACACGAGUUAAAUUUCAAUAAAAUUUUUAUUAUUUUCCAUA
Messenger RNA from Venturia canescens, 5433 nucleotides. RefSeq names its product RNA-binding protein spenito (gene nito). Lineage: Eukaryota; Metazoa; Arthropoda; Insecta; Hymenoptera; Ichneumonidae. The record is from RefSeq and is a predicted model, not a curated record. The transcript is spliced from 2 exons. Gene Ontology annotation, biological process: regulation of alternative mRNA splicing, via spliceosome. Gene Ontology annotation, molecular function: mRNA binding. Gene Ontology annotation, cellular component: nucleus. The coding region runs from base 282 to 2702 and encodes 806 amino acids.